CGCACCAGCCGGGCCAACCGGGCUUCAAAUUCACCGUGGCCGAGUCCUGCGACCGGAUCAAGGACGAGUUCCAGUUCCUGCAGGCCCAGUACCACAGCCUCAAAGUGGAGUAUGACAAGCUGGCGAACGAGAAGACCGAAAUGCAGCGCCAUUACGUUAUGUACUACGAAAUGUCGUACGGUUUGAACAUUGAAAUGCACAAACAAACAGAAAUUGCUAAAAGACUGAAUACAAUUUUAGCCCAGAUCAUGCCUUUUCUGUCACAAGAGCACCAACAGCAAGUGGCACAGGCUGUUGAACGUGCCAAGCAAGUGACAAUGACGGAGUUGAAUGCUAUCAUCGGGGUACGUGGACUUCCCAAUCUGCCUCUCACCCAGCAGCAGCUCCAGGCCCAGCACCUCUCCCACGCCGCCCACGGGCCCCCGGUCCAGCUGCCGCCGCACCCCUCGGGGCUCCAGCCGCCGGGAAUCCCGCCCGUCACCGGCACCAGCUCGGGGCUGCUGGCCCUCGGAGCCCUGGGCAGCCAGGCCCACCUCGCUGUCAAGGACGAGAAGAACCACCACGACCUGGACCACAGAGAGCGAGACUCAAGUGCAAAUAAUUCCGUGUCGCCCUCGGAGAGCCUGAGAGCCAGCGAGAAGCACCGGAGCUCCACGGAUUACAGCAUCGACUCCAAGAAGAGGAAAGCAGAGGAGAAGGACAGCAUGAGCCGAUAUGACAGCGAUGGUGACAAGAGCGAUGACCUGGUGGUCGACGUCUCCAAUGAGGAUCCCGCCACCCCCCGGGUCAGCCCGGCCCACUCCCCCCCGGAGAACGGCCUGGACAAAGCCCGCGGGCUGAAGAAGGGAGAUGCCCCCAACAGCCCGGCCUCGGUCGCCUCCUCCAGCAGCACUCCCUCCUCCAAGACUAAAGACCUGGGCCACGUACGUCCUGCUCCCCUGGGGGGCUGGCUGGGGGGCUGGGGGUGCCGGUGCUGGACCCUCACCCCUUGUUUCCCGUCUCUUCCCCACCAGAACGACAAGUCAUCGACGCCCGGGCUCAAGUCGAACACUCCGACGCCGCGGAACGACGCGCCCACCCCGGGCACCAGCAGCACCCCGGGGCUGCGGCCCAUGCCCGGCAAGCCCACCGGCAUGGACCCCCUGGCCUCGGCCCUGCGCACGCCCAUCUCCAUCGCGGGCUCCUACGCGGCCCCCUUCGCCAUGAUGGGGCACCACGAGAUGAACGGGUCCCUCACCAGCCCCGGCGCCUACGCGGGGCUGCACAACCUCCCCCCGCAGAUGAGCGCGGCCGCCGCCGCCGCCGCCGCCUACGGCCGGUCACCAAUGGUUGGUUUUGACCCACACCCACCCAUGCGAGCCCCCGGCCUGCCCUCCAGCCUGGCCUCCAUCCCCGGAGGGAAACCAGCCUACUCGUUCCACGUGAGCGCCGACGGGCAGAUGCAGCCGGUGCCGUUCCCGCACGACGCGCUGGCGGGGCCCGGCAUCCCCCGGCACGCGCGGCAGAUCAACACGCUGAGCCACGGCGAGGUGGUGUGCGCCGUCACCAUCAGCAACCCCACCCGGCACGUCUACACCGGCGGCAAGGGCUGCGUCAAGAUCUGGGACAUCAGCCAGCCCGGCAGCAAGAGCCCCAUCUCCCAGCUCGACUGCCUGAACAGGGAUAACUACAUCCGCUCCUGCAAGCUGCUCCCGGACGGCCGCACGCUGAUCGUGGGGGGCGAGGCCAGCACGCUGACCAUCUGGGACCUGGCGUCGCCCACGCCCCGCAUCAAGGCCGAGCUCACCUCCUCGGCCCCCGCCUGCUACGCCCUGGCCAUCAGCCCCGACGCCAAAGUCUGCUUCUCCUGCUGCAGCGACGGCAACAUCGCCGUGUGGGACCUGCACAACCAGACCCUCGUCAGGCAAUUCCAAGGCCACACAGACGGUGCCAGCUGCAUAGACAUCUCCCACGAUGGUACGAAGUUGUGGACGGGGGGCCUGGACAACACGGUGCGUUCGUGGGACCUGCGGGAAGGGCGGCAGCUCCAGCAGCACGACUUCACCUCCCAGAUCUUCUCCCUGGGGUACUGCCCGACGGGCGAGUGGCUGGCCGUGGGCAUGGAGAGCAGCAACGUGGAGGUGCUGCACCACACCAAGCCCGACAAGUACCAGCUGCACCUCCACGAGAGCUGUGUCCUCUCCCUCAAGUUCGCCUACUGCGGUAAAUGGUUUGUGAGCACUGGGAAAGACAACCUGCUCAACGCCUGGAGGACGCCCUACGGAGCGAGCAUCUUCCAGUCCAAGGAAUCCUCGUCCGUCUUAAGUUGUGACAUUUCAGCGGAUGACAAGUACAUCGUCACGGGCUCUGGUGACAAGAAGGCCACAGUCUACGAGGUCAUCUACUGAGCGUGGAGCGUCUGGGAGGGCUGGCAGCUCCCGGCCCCGCAGGACUCGGGAAGCAGCGGGGGGAUGCCACGGGGUGGCCCAGGGACCGUGCCCGCUCCGAGGGGGGCCCUGCCCGGCGUCCGCCACACACGGAUUGAUUUGGAGAUCUGCAACUCUGGCACACGUUGGAGCCCUAAACGGAUGUUCCUUUGGUUUUUAGGGUCGUGGGGUUUCUUUUGAUUUUUUUUUUUAUUAUUAUUUUUGAUUUUUUUUUGAAUUUUUUUUUUUUUUUUUGGUUUUCCGGUUCUUUCCGUCUGCGCUUUGGUGGCACUAUAAAGGACUCCUUUUUUUUAUCGUGACUUUUUUUUUUUUUUGUUUUGUUUUGUUUUGUGCAGCCUUGCAUAAGACUUGUGAAAAGUGUAAAUACCGGACUAGUAAAUAGCGUUGAAGGGGGUCCCUCCCGGUACACUAGUUGUGUAUUUUUCGUCUGCUGUAAUUGUAUUCCACUGAUGGUUUUGGUGGUGGCAAUUUUAUUAUGGGUUUUUCGGUUUGUUUUUUUUUGUUUGUUUUUGUUUUUUCCCCUCCCCUGCCCCUCUGGAAGCGUCCGUGGGGACGUGACUUUGCCACCCAGGCCGAGCAGAGCUGUCCAGUGGUGAGAAGUUGUCCCUGCUGUGGUCCCCGUGCGUUGUUGGGUGUGUUAGUGAUGAUGGGACGCCGCUGGAAUCCCGGGAGCGCUCGGAUCCUCGGCUGCCGACGGGACAUCGACACAGUCGCCUGGUUGGUUUGGGGUUGUUUUUUUUUAUAUAUAUGGAUUUAUCCUUAUUUUUUUCCGUGCUUGGAUGUUUGAAGAGAAAGGGGAAGCCCACGCUACGGGAUCGUCUGUGCAAGCCCUUCUUGGUCUUCGGACAGAAGCAAUGAGGAGUGAUUUCAAAGAAAGCUUAGAAAAUUCAGCUCAGGGAGCCACGAAAGAUAAUAGCAACUUAUGUGUUUUGUAUUCAAAUGAAAGUAAAGAAUUAGAAUUGAUAACCUUUAAAGAAAAAAAAAAAAA
Messenger RNA from Empidonax traillii (willow flycatcher), 3414 nucleotides. Its product is annotated as transducin-like enhancer protein 3. Gene Ontology annotation, biological process: negative regulation of canonical Wnt signaling pathway; regulation of DNA-templated transcription. Gene Ontology annotation, cellular component: nucleus; transcription regulator complex. Gene Ontology annotation, molecular function: transcription corepressor activity; protein binding. The coding region runs from base 141 to 2387 and encodes 748 amino acids. NCBI's taxonomy places the organism in Eukaryota, Metazoa, Chordata, Aves, Passeriformes, Tyrannidae. The record is from RefSeq and is a predicted model, not a curated record. The transcript is spliced from 18 exons.